Messenger RNA from Parus major (Great Tit), 3381 nucleotides. RefSeq names its product taste 1 receptor member 3 (gene TAS1R3). The record is from RefSeq and is a predicted model, not a curated record. Bases 1 to 2586 code for a protein of 861 amino acids. Gene Ontology annotation, biological process: G protein-coupled receptor signaling pathway; sensory perception of sweet taste; sensory perception of umami taste. The transcript has 7 exons. Gene Ontology annotation, cellular component: membrane. Gene Ontology annotation, molecular function: sweet taste receptor activity; G protein-coupled receptor activity. NCBI's taxonomy places the organism in Eukaryota, Metazoa, Chordata, Aves, Passeriformes, Paridae.
AUGGUGGGGCCCAAGGAGCUGAAGGAAGUGGGGCUGGAUGUUCCUGAUCCCUUUUCUCCCAAAAUGAAGCUCCCUGGGCUUUGGCUGUGUGUGAGCUUUGGCUGUGCUGCCUCCCUCAGCCCCUCGUGUCUGUCAGCUCAGUUCAGGAGGCCGGGGGAUUUUAUCCUGGGGGGUUUGUUCCCCUUUGGGAAGGACACUGUGAACCUGACAGCUCGCUCAGAGCCCACCCUGCUGCGCUGUGAGAGGUUAUUCAUGGAUGGGCUGAUCUGGGCUCUCGGGAUGAGGUUCGCCAUCGACCAGAUCAACAAUUCCAGCUCCCUCCUGCCGGGAAUAAGGCUGGGAUACGACAUGUAUGACACCUGCUUUGAGCCCCUGGUGGCCCUGCAGCCCAGCCUGCUGUUCCUGACCCGGAACGGCACCACAGGGAUUGGGAUUCUCUGCAACUACACCGAGUACCAGCCCCGCAUCACUGCCAUCAUUGGGCCCCACAAGUCAGAUCUCUGCCUGCUCACAGCCAAGCUCUUCAGCUCCUUCUUGAUCCCGCAGGUGAGCUACGGAGCCAGCAGUGAGACCCUGAGCAACACGGAGCUGUACCCGUCCUUCUACCGCACUGUCCCCAGCGACAAGAACCUGGUGGAAGCUGUGGUGAUGCUGCUCAACCAGUUUGGCUGGAACUGGAUUGCCACAGUGGGCAGCGACGAUGAGUAUGGCCGGGGUGCCCAGGCUCUCUUCCUGAGCAUGGCUGGCAAUGACAACAUCUGCAUUGCCUUCGAGGGGUUCAUCCCCACAGACCUGGCUGAGCCCAACGCCAGAAAGCAGCUGGAAGACACCGUUAAAUUAAUUAAUAGCACCAAAGUCAACGUGGUUGUUCUGUUUGCCUACAGCCUGCCUGCCCAGGCCCUGCUGGAACACAGCAUCAGGAUGGGGCUGGGCAAGAAGGUCUGGAUUGGCACCGAGGCCUGGAUGCUGUCGGACGUCGCCGCCUACACGCCCAACAUCCAGAGCAUCGGGACAGUGCUGGGCUUUGUCUCGAGAACAGGGACAGUCCCUGGCUUCCGGGAGUACGUGGCUGAGCUCUUCAGCUCUGUUGAGCAAGAGAAAUUCUGCCAGCAGUCCCGGGAGCUGAGCCGCCUCAUGAACACCGAGGUGCUGGACACACACUGCCAGCAGUGUGACCACGUCACCCUUGGGGACAUCUGGCCCCUGCUCAGGGUGACCAUGGUGCAGCCGGUGCACAUGGCUGUGUACAGCGUGGCCCACGCCCUGCACAGAGCCCUGGGCUGUACCUCUGAAGGCUGUCCCAAAACACCCAUCAGGUCCUGGCAGCUGCUGCACUUCAUGAACACCCUCCCAUUCGAGGUGAAUGGCCAGAGCUUCAGGUUUGAUCAAUCCCAUGGCACAAACACUGGGUAUAAACUCAUCUUCUGGGCCUGGAGGGAUGGCACCCUAACCUACCUGCCCGUGGGGGACUAUGACCAGUCCCUGUACAUCCAGAAGUCCCAGAUCCAGUUCCACACUGCAGAUAAGAAGGAGCCCACGUCUGAGUGCUUCAGACGCUGCCAACCAGGACAAUUCAGAAGAAUAAAAGGAUUCAAUCUCUGCUGUUAUGACUGUACAGACUGUUCAGAAAACACCUUCUGGAGCAGUACAGACAGCACCAGCUGCUCCCCAUGCCCGCAGCACCAGUGGGCCCCGGCCCGUAGCACGCAGUGCCACGAGCGCACCGAGAGGUUCCUCUUCUGGGACGAGCCCAUGGCCGUGGCCUUGAUGACACUGAUGGCCCUGACGGCGGCCCUGAGCUGCUUGACAGCACUGCUGUUCCUGAAGCACCUGCAGACCCCCAUGGUGCAGGUGGCAGGGGGUGGCAGGAACCUCUUUGCCCUGCUCUGGCUGCUGCUGCAGAGCCUCAGCUGCUGCCUGUACGUGGGCAGGCCCAGCGCCGGGCUGUGCGCGGUGCAGCAGCUCUCCUACGCCCUGUGCCUCAACGGCUGCUUCUCCACCUUCGUCCCCAAGGCCCUGGAGAUCAGCCUGCUGACGGAAUUCCCCCGCUGCGCUCCCAGGCUGCUGCGCUGGGUGACCCACGGCAGGGCCUGGCUGCUGGUGGCCGCGUCCCUCCUCACCCAGGCGCUGCUCUGCUUCUGCCACCUCCGCCUAGGCCCCGAUUACUUGGUGGCCGACUACAAAUCCCUGCCCAGCGAGGUGGUGCUGGUGUGUGGCACCCAGUCCUGGGCUGCCUUUGCCCUCCUGCACGGCUACAACAGCUGCCUGGCCUUCGCCUGCUUCCUGUGCACCUUCAUGGUGCAAACCCCGGCCAGGAGGUACAACGUGGCCAGGGGCAUCACCUUUGCCACCCUCAUUUAUUUCAUCAUCUGGAUCUUCUUUGUGGUGGUUUUUGCCACGCUGAGGACAGUCCUCAGGGCUGUCACACAGAUUUGCACCAUCCAGGCCACCACCCUGGGGAUCUUGGCCAGCUACUUCGUGCCCAAAUGCUACAUCAUGGUGUUCAGGCCUGAUCUGAACACAGGGGAUUAUUGCCAGAACCCCGCUGAGGAGGAGCCAGAAGAGGAUUCGGUGAACAGACAAUAAACCACACCCUCUGUAACCUGUCAUCAGCAGAAGCUGGAUUUUAAGGAGAAAAUCAUGUUUAUGAGCACUGUAUGGCCCCAGGCACAAUCACAUAUGAACUAGAGCUGUGAAAGCAUAGGGCUCAGCAGCUGAACUCCAGAGGAGCAGCCUCCAUCCUCUUUGGAAACACCUUUCAGCCCCAAAAAGAAGCCAAAAUUAGGUUCAAGUAAUGAAAUAGCCUCCAGAAAUGGUAUUUUACAUCAGUCUCUCAAGUCUGGCAAUGUGAACCUCACCAACACCACUUCCCUGUAAACACUUCUGGUAAUUUGCCUUUCUUAUUAAUCAACAGCUCCAGAGAUAUAUCCAGGAAUCCUUUCCCAAGCCUUGUUAGAAUUUUCAAAUAUAUCCAAUAAAAGAGAAGUAAAAAGAACAUUCUGACAGGUAACAGAAGUUGUGUGUGUGAUACAAAGGGGGCAUUACCCAUUCAAAUCCCAGCUCAUUCCAUUUGUGUUCCAUGGAAAUCAGAGAAAGACACAUGGAAAUGAGCUCUGUGCAAAUCACACUCUCCAAAGACACAGCAGGAGGUUCCUCCAUCCAAAAAAACAGGCAAAGAUCACCAAAAAACUUCAUAUUGUUUCCAGCAGUACCAAGUCAAUAUCCAGUCAUAUCACCAAGAUUUUUCUUUUCCCCACUCAUGCUGACAAAUAACUAUUCUGCUCUUUUAUUCCUUGAAAGUUUUUCCAUUUCUGCUCUUUUCUUCCCUAGAUUAAAAUUUGUUCCAUCUCUCCGCUGUGUGUUACUGGAAUUUAAUCAGUU